This is a messenger RNA of Rhincodon typus (whale shark), 6222 nucleotides long. RefSeq names its product cysteine-serine-rich nuclear protein 3 (gene csrnp3). Gene Ontology annotation, molecular function: DNA-binding transcription factor activity, RNA polymerase II-specific; sequence-specific DNA binding. Gene Ontology annotation, biological process: regulation of transcription by RNA polymerase II. Bases 682 to 2475 code for a protein of 597 amino acids. Gene Ontology annotation, cellular component: nucleus. NCBI's taxonomy places the organism in Eukaryota, Metazoa, Chordata, Chondrichthyes, Orectolobiformes, Rhincodontidae. The transcript is spliced from 8 exons. The record is from RefSeq and is a predicted model, not a curated record.
UCACGUUACAUCGUGUUGCCAUUCUGCCGGUGCAGAGCUGUUCCAUUGUUUGGAUUGAGAGGCGGAAGAUCUGUCUCUGUUUCCAGCUGAAGCUGUUAUUGGGUGUCAGUUUUGCAGUGUUGUUUCAUUGUCCCUCUUCAUGUGGACAUUAGGAAGUCCGGCAGGCUAAUGAACUAAAAAUGCAACUGUCACGCUUUGCAAAUUAAUGCAUCUGCACAAAAAUAAUCGGAAAAGCAAAAAUCGGGAGAACAGCGGGUUCUGAUCAGCAGCCAGGAAGCCUCGGGUUUGCUUGUACGACGUGACCAAGCCCCCAUUCAACAUCUGAUCCUCAGGAUUUUCAGUAAGGGGAAAUUAAUAAAAAAAAAUGAAGUACACAGCCCGAGUGCCAGGCCAGGAAUACACACAAUAUGCCAACUGAAGAGAAUCACAUUUUGAAUGACAUUGAGGUAAACUGAGCCAGAACCCAAGAUCUGAAGAAUCAUGCCAAAGAAAGUCAGGACCUAGCCAGUAAAUCUCCAUGAGCUGAAAGUUUGAAAGACCUUCAAGGCUGUUGAAGAAACUAGCGAGUCAAUCAACUGACUCCACACAGAUUUCCAGAAAGGAUCUGCAUUCUGAGCUGUGAAGUGAUGUUUGUUGAAACUUCUGCAAGAUCUGAGUUGCUGUUAAUAAUUUGAGAGCAUCAUGAGUGGGAUUUUGAAGAGGAAGUUUGAAGAUGUUGAAGGAGCCUCACCAUGUUCAUCUGUAAGGGAGUCAGAUGAUGAGAUCUCUGAAAGUGAAAGUGCAGAAAGUGGUGACAGUGUGAACCCAUCCACUUCCAGCCAUUUUACUCCGUCAUCAAUCCUGAAAAGGGAGAAGCGGAUGAGGACAAAGAAUGUUCGCUUUGAUUAUGUGACUGUCUAUUACUUCACACGGCGACAAGGCUUCACUAGUGUCCCCAGCCAGGGUGGCAGCACACUGGGUAUGUCCAAUCGGCACAAAUGUGUACGCCAGUACACGCUUGGAGAAUUUGCCUUGGAGCAAGAGAGAGUCCAUGGAGAGAUGCUGAAAGAGCAUCUGAAAGAGGAAAAGCUCAACUCACUGAAAUUGAAGCUAACAAAAAAUGGUACAGUAGAGUCUGAAGAAGCCAAUACACUGACUUUAGAUGAUAUUUCUGAUGAUGACAUUGACCUAGAUAAUACAGAAGUGGAUGAUUACUUCUUCUUACAACCAUUGCCGACCAAAAAGAGAAGGGCCUUAUUACGGGCUUCUGGGGUUAAAAAGAUUGAUGGAGAGGAGAAACAUGAACUCCGUGCAAUUCGUGUAUCCAGGGAGGAUUGUGGCUGUGAUUGUCGAAUAUAUUGUGAUCCUGAGCUUUGUGCUUGUAGUCAAGCAGGGAUUAAAUGCCAGGUGGACCGUAUGUCUUUCCCGUGUGGAUGCACAAAAGAAGGCUGCAGCAAUACUGCAGGCAGGAUUGAGUUCAACCCCAUCAGAGUACGGACACACUUUUUGCAUACGAUAAUGAAGCUGGAGUUGGAGAAAAAUCAACAGCAGCUUGGGAUGGAGAAUGGUUUCUCAGGAGACAUGAAUGCUCAUGCCAAUCAUCUGCUACACAGCCAGCAGCCCCAUGAAUAUUCUGUUGCAGAUAGUUUUGACAUUGAAAAUGAACCUGAAACAGCAGUGAUGCACCUUCAGUCAGCAGAAGAGUUGGACUGGCAAGGAGAAGAUGACGAGGAGGAGGAUGAUGAUGGGAGCAGUUUAUGCAGUGGCAUAACAGACUCGAGCGUGCAGAGCUUGGCAGCCAGUGAGUCAGAUGAAGAGGCAGACAGCAAAGCUGAAAACUUUACUGAAGCAUUGGCUGCCCCUGUUGUGACACAAACUGAGGCUAUUCCACUUUCUUCUGUAUUAUGCUAUGCUGAUGGCACGUCUGCUCAUGAUAGCACAGCAUCUGAGGAUGCCUCUUAUUUCUCUAAUUCUUCAACACUGUAUUAUCAGAUAGAAGGAAAUACUGCAAAUGCUACCACAACUGCUACUACCAGCACUACAACUGCUACUACAGAUUGUGGCAAUGAGCCUUUCUGUGUAGAAGCCACUUUAACAUCAAACUACACAGAGAGGAGUCAGGAGAAUGAAGCACUUUCUUUGGUGCCUUAUGGCUCAGCUGCAGAGCAAUACAUUGACUACACACACCAACCAGAGGGAAGCUUUACCAGUCCUCACUAUCCCAUAACAACACCUUCUGUUAUAGUUUGUUGUCCUUCAGCACAUGAAAAUAAUACUCAGUGUAACAGCCUAUAUGCUGAGCAACGACCAAACCACACUCAAGCAGAGCUUCAAAGUUAUUUAAAUAACCAUGUUCAAGAUGACUUUGUUGCUACUUCAAAUGGGGAUGUUUAUGCACCUAAGCAGGUACUGGAAAAUACCAUCAUCCUCCCAGAGGGCAACGGACUGUUAGAAGAGACUAUCAAAACAUCAGUAGUGGAAACUGUAUUUGUUUAGUGUGCUCAAUCACUCCACUUUUUUGUUCUUUACUCCAGUUAACCAGUUAUUCAGAAUGGAAAGGAGUGUAACUUUAAAUAGUUUACAUGUUUUUAACAACCACCAUCUUUAGAUUAACUGGUCAGUAAUGGUAGUUGAUGCCACUAACAUUCAAUCCUUUAAAGACUGCAAGAUAUGAUUGGAAGCAGACUUUAUACAAUUCUUAAUCCACAGCUAUGAAAUACUGCAAUGGAUAUUGUGUGAUUUGGUAUAAAGCCAUCGUAGUCACUGAUUAGUUAUGACUUAUGAAAGUAUUUAACUGUUAAACAAGCAUUACUGGUGAAGGAUAUCAACCCAGCCAGUUUGAAGAAUCAUAUCACAAGCUUUGCUUUUGGCUUUUAAUCUGCAUCACAUUCUCAAAAAUUUAAAUUAAGGUCCUAGUUUUCAACAAAACAUGUGGAUAUAACUUACGUACUGUUAUAUGUGAAAAUUAUGGAACUAAUUUUAUUGUGUCAUCUGUGAAUUUAUUUAUACCAGUUAGUGUGCAAUUAUGUGAAGUACAUGUUAAUUAUUCUUGUUGGUAGCUGUAUACAUGGGAGACUGAUGAAUCGAUCCAUGACCAGCGGCAAAAGAUUUUGUUUUAAAUGAUAUAGAUCUUGUUUUUAAUUAAGGUGACACUUUUUGAGCUUGAUAUAAGUGGGCAGUUCCUUUUUUACUGUGUUUUUAUUCAGUUGUGAAACCAACAUCUGAUGUAAAACAGAAAUCUGUGUGGAUGUAUCUUGCAGCUGUAAGAAUUAUCCUAGAACAGGUUGUUGUGUUUUGACCUAUAGUACGUACAAUUGAGCUGGUUCCAUUGUAAUGCAUAAGGAAUCCUCUACUGCUAUUUUUCAUCUGACUACAUUGAAUAUAUAGAAAAAAAAAGUCUACCAUUUAAAAAUAUUCAUACUUUCAACAACAUGGAAAUGGAGGGACUGAAAAGACAAUCCACUUUUGUUACCACUAAUAUCUUAACGAAAUACAUAUUCGUUCAAUCAAGCAGACUGAAGUGAAAUCUUUACUACAACAAUUGUUGAGUUCUAAGUGCUGUGCAUUUAUCCAGUGAAAAUUUAGUAUUUUUUAUAAUAUUUCUGUUUUGUCAGGCUACAUUGUUGAGGACCUGAGUUUAUUUUCUUUAUUGAAACACUUGACUGUAGGAUUUUAUUUUUUGCUCACUUACUAAUAUCUUCUGACUAUAUGAAGCAGCCACAAACUGGAACAGUGCAGAGAUUGAAUUUGUCAAUAGCAUUCCUUCCAGCAUGUAAAAGUCCAGAAGUGACUUUUAAAAGACAUUCCAGGAAAAUGUUACUUUGGUUUAUUAUCUCACAUUAGAGUGUGGAUGUGCUUCUGUACAGUGAAAAACGCUCAGACUACCAUAGUAAAAAUCAUUAGUUAUCAGAACCUCAUUUAAACACUUCAUUAAAUAGUUUCUGAUAUCUUUUGACAGCAAUCAGAGGGUGUAAGUUAUGCUAUAUUAUUUCCUGGUUGAUUAUUCACUUCAUACAAUGCAUCUUACUUUACAUUCUGCUCCUAGUCAGCAGUUAUGUAAGUGAUUAAAUGUUUGAAUUUCAGUUUUAUAAUUUAACAAAUAUAAAAUUGAAAGGUUCUGAAAGUCUAAGUGCAAUUUUAUUUAAAAAUAAUGAUUUGAAGCCUCACAUUUCAAAAAUUUGAGCAGGACACUGGACAUUCUCUGCUAAUUCAUUGAUAUAUCUUAUGGUAAUUAUUACAGAUUACAUAUUAAAACCCAGUGGCUUCAUUUUGUGUGAAUUUAUACUGAUCUACUUGAAAUUUAAGGUGUGUCAUGUAAAUAGAAUAAAUAUCUUAACUGCCCAAUUGGACAGUAUUUACUUGAGGCAUGCAAAAUGCUUGUGGAACAAUGAAAGAAAGGCUCUGAAAACCAACUUCCCAACUAGACAUCAUUCACUCUACCUCCAUCCAAAAUAAUGGUUCAGAACCGCAAUCAGAGCAAAUGACAGGUAUGUCAUUAAUACAUUAACAUCCAACAUACUCUUGUACCACAUUUUGGUAGUACAGAGAUAGCAGCUGGAUUUCUCAAGAGUUUGUGAAUUUAGGUUAAUGUCUUCCAGCAGUUAUCUUCAUGUACUUCCUUGGUCAAUGACACCAUUGAGGAAAUACUGUUUCAACAACACAUUUGUUAUUCUUCAUGUAGGUACCUUCUAUUACUGUAUCUCCAACAAAUCUUAACAAAAAAAAGGACAAAAGUUUAAUUUUGCAGUAUGAUGGCAUGUGUUGAAGUGAAAGGCCUGUGAAUGAUUCCAUUUAAUUCAAGAGACUUAUUUUCCCCUGAAAAAUACAGAAGAAUCUGAUUAUAUUGCCUUAUAGCACUAAAGGUGAAAUGAUGCCUUUGGACAUAACUUUUGUCUUGCCAGGGUUGCCAUCUGACUCCUGACAUACUCGCACUACGGCAAAGCAGUCACUGGGAAACCAAACCUCCCCACCCUUCCAGUUGGAUUGCUAUGCAAUCAUUUAAUAUGUGGAUGGGCAUUAAUUCAUUUGGGGCAAGAUUUCCGCCCACACUGGGAGAGAAAGUCCUGUCUCUGAGAUCUGCCAGUCAGUUCAAUAACUAUCAUUCUCAGCAGUGCUAUAAGGAGCAGUGGCCACUGCUGGGACCAUGCAUAUGGGCUUACUGGAACUGUGUUUUAUUUUUAAAUAACCUUAUUGAAUAUCAUAAACCAUUUGGAUAAUAUUUGAGGCACUAGGCCUAAACAGGUAUAGCAUGUUAAGGCUGUUUAUAUAUUGAGAAAAUGCCAUCAGGUAACAGACAAGAUAUUCAAGAAAGACAUCUAAUUUUUGAUGAUAGUACAAAUAACAUAGAGUUAUGUAAUCACUAUAGCUCUUUUGUUCAUUACCUUUCAUAAAAAAUUAGUUGUAUAAUAAUUCAUCCCGUAAGAAAAUUGAGUAAACUGCUUGUCAUGAACACAGUUAAAAGAAAGGGAAGGUUUGGUCCAAGUCUGUAUUACAAAUUUACAUCAACAAGUACUUUUCAGAUAGAUUGUCAUCAACUUUAAAUUUUGAAAAGUACUUUAAUACUUACCAUCAUUGAGAGAGGAAUGGAAAUACACACUGGAAGUUUCUCAACUCACGUUUUGACAGGUAAUUCGUCUUAUUCAGAUCCUACCGUACAGGUAGUACUUUGCAUUGCUAUUUUUGAAAACUGUGGAUAUUGCAAGAAUUUAUACAGUCUACCUGUGACUCUAGUUGUGCCAAAAGAGGGUAGGCUAUGAAGCCACACAAUCUCAAUAACUGAAUUCAACCUGGGUCUUGUAAUAAGACUUCUCACAGUAAUGUAUCCUUGGUAGUAUUUAUCUGUGCAGUAUUUAUUAUGAAUGAUGAUACAAACAUUUGAUGUAUUUAUUGUAGUUUGUUGCAACAGUGUAUUACAAACUUCUUUCUCAAAUUUUACUGUAAUAUCUUUUUGUUGCUAGUAUAUUAGUGCUAAUUGUUAAGGCUGAAAUGUAUUAUACAAGCUUUGGUUUUCUGAUGUCUGCUUGUUUGUAUUCCAGCUUUUGAGAGGUGCAGGUUUAACAUUUGUCCAAUUAACUUGCAUCUUUGAGGUCUGUAAAACUGGACAAUCUAUUGUUACCGAAGUUCUUUGCCUUCUUUGCACAUACAGUUGUUGCUUAUAGAUGGUCAGAAUGUGAAAAUUCUGUGUUUAAUUAUUCCACAUUGCUGUAGAAAUGAGGCCAAAAUACAGUACUGAUUGAAUUUUCA